Messenger RNA from Capsaspora owczarzaki ATCC 30864, 3236 nucleotides. RefSeq lists its product as hypothetical. Bases 46 to 3108 code for a protein of 1020 amino acids. The record is from RefSeq and is a predicted model, not a curated record. The transcript is spliced from 4 exons. Lineage: Eukaryota; Filasterea; Ministeriida; Capsasporidae.
CCUCGCGCUAAUUCUAGGACAGCGGCAGUCCUUUGAACAAAUGCAAUGAGCGUCAGCUGCGAUUUGCGACCAAUAUUCCGAAGCGCCAGCUACGAUCAACGUCGCUUCCAGCUGCUCGCAGUGCGCGUGCGCAACAUUGAGAACGGCAGCGAAGUCAUUCAUCGUGCUUCAGCGUCGGCAGGCUCCACCACUGGCAGCAGCUUUGCCAGCAGAGACCCCGCAGCAGAGUCAGAGGGGCUUCACUUCAGGAUCUCAUCCGCCAACAAUAGUGCGCCCGACCAUGCUGCCUCGGACGCGCCGUCGUUCCAGCCAGGCUCCAUUGUAGCCAUCGAGGAAGGCGGUGCGUUGGCCAUUCGCUUUGACGUUGCAGUGCACGUCCGUCUCCCAUGCUUGUACCUCGUUCGCGCCUCAAAGCAAAAGAAGGCCAUUGCUCUCGUCCAGAACUCGCACACGACAACAAUCGGCGACAUUGACAAACCUAUGGUCAUUCACUGCGGUCCGAUGACACCACAAGCCAAGCCCACCGCGAUCGAGGUUCAGCUGCAAGCGCCAUUUCUCAAUCACUCAACCCAGCUGCCCACUGCUGCACCGUCGCCAAAAGUCCUCACGAACGACUCCAAUCCAUCGUCUCAGGCGAACAACGCCCAGCUGUCACGCCAGUCGAGCGAAGGGACGCUUCUGGCCGAGUCGUCCACAAAGACGGACGCCGCCCCGCAGCAGCAGCUUGAUGCACUCGACAAGGACUGGGACUUUGUGGACAUGGACGCCCUGGCGGAAGAAACAAGCACCCCCGUCGUGACGGAUUCAGGCCGGCUCUGUGUAGCGUCAAAGCUCGAAAAGCACUUUGCAAGAACGUCGCUGCUUCGGCUCACUCAAAAGUUUUACUUUUUGCGCGUGGACAUGGACACGCACGUCCCAAGUGUGCUAUGCAAACUGACUGUUGCGUUUGCUUUGCAAAAGCACAGUUCCAAUGUUGUGUCCUCCCUGGUUGCGUGUCCGCUCCCUGGCGCCUCCGCCGCCGCUGUUGCUCGAGCGUCUCAAAUAUUGCGGCCAGCGUCUAUGCUCUGCUUUGCAUUUAGUCAAGGCGGCUUGCGACCAAAGUCCGAGCUCGUGUAUGGACCUCUGGGUGAACUGAGUGUGCCGUCCAGUCGCGCUUCAAUGAUUGCUCCGAACGAAGCCUUGGACGCGACCGCUCUUUCGCCCCAAGCAGCAACAGGCGGGGCAGGUUUAGUAACGAUAUCCGAACUUUCGACUGGGGCUAGCACAUCCACCAUUCCAUUCAACAACACCAUUCACAACUCCCAGCUCGAAUCCGACGCUGGCCACCCGUUGAGCAGCAACCCGGCUUCAUUCGACGCCUUGGACGAGAACGCGUUAACGGGCAACAGUGUUGCACUGCCGCUCGAGGUUCCACAGUGGCGAAAAGCCCUCGUUCAUCAGCUACGCGAUCGUGACCGGUUUCAGCGCGACAUUUUCGAGGGGAUUGUUGAAGCGCGGCAGCGGUUGGUGCAUCGAUUGAUGGCAUCGCAAGUCAUAGCCUCCGGCAGCGAGCGCGAUCGAGAUCGAGACCUCGGUGUUCGCUCAUACAAGCUUGCAACAAAGGCUGAACUGGUCCGACGGGGCACAGCGCUGUUGACGCGGCUCGGUCACGCCGGGAAUGGAGGCACAAGCUCCAACAGCAACAGCAACAGCAUGAACGAGCAGGCCAUGCUAAAGAGUCAACAGCCAGGUUCGAUGCAGACCGAUACAACACGCACACCGCCCACGGGAGACACAACACCAGAUCAGUCCCGCGGUGUUGUUUCGCCUUCCGGCUCCUUCAGCUCGCAAGAGCAGCUCAGUCCUGUGGCCAGCAGGCUCGAUCUCAACGGGCACAGUUCCGAGUCCGGUGUCGAUCGGUACAACUCCAACAAGAGCUCAUCCGUGUCUGUCAGCUUGGGUUCAUCUGCAACCGCGCCGGUCAGUCGAGGCCAAGCAAGAAGCAAAAGCACUGCGCAACAUCGACUGGACGUCAAGAUUGCCGUUGCCUCAGCCAUCGAGCACUUUGUGGACGAGAACUUGGCUAUUGCACAAGAGCUUGAGCCCGUCAAGUUUGUCAUGUCGCCAGACGGAGUGCCCAUAGCCUUCCGGUCGUAUUUACCAAGCCCUGAAAAUGUGAAGCUGGACGUCGUCGUCGUUAUUGUCGUUGGUCUCGCUGUCUGCAGCUUCUAUCGCUCGUUUAUUCCUUACGGAUGCCGGAACGUGUAUGGCCUACGAUCGUAUAUUUACGACUAUCGAGGCCACGGGCUUUCAGGCGGCCCGCGAGGUGAUGCUCGGACUCCUCAAUCGCACCUGGAAGAUUUGCGGGCAGUUGUGCAGGUCGCCAAGUGGAACAAUCCGACUUGUUCCGUUGUUCUUGUGGGACAUGGCACCGGCAGUUCGCUUGCAUUAAAGUACGCGGCAUGGAGCCAGGCUGAACGCGUCGACGGGUUUGUCUUUGGCUCGCCGCAUCUUCCCGAGUUUGAGCGAACGGAGCUGCGCGGGACCUUCUUCAGUCCAAACUCCUUCACCAAAGUCCUUCAGCUCGCAUUUGCGCGAGGGACGAAAGGUCGACUGGGCCACCGACCAGCGAUUCACUUGCACGACUUUUUCCGUGGGUCAGUCUUUCAGACCUUCGGUUCGACACAGACCAAGGAUUUCAUGGCGGACUGGAAUCCAGGGGUUCCUGGCGGAGCCCCGCCUCCCAAGUUUCUGACUGCAAACUCUGUCGUCGGAUCCAUGUCAUUCGAAUCAAGAUCUCUCUUCAGCGCCAUCGAUGUCCCUUACGCCGUUUUUCUGGGCGAGCACGAGGAACUCCUUGAAAUCGAUCGUUGCGUCAGCAUGCUCAUUUCCAUUCCAAGCACCCUACGAACGGUGGAAAUUGUGCGUGGCCAAACCCACUUUUCAAUUGCGAGUGUGCUCGACUCGCUCGCCUGCCCAUGGAUUGCCAAAACGUUCGCUCACAAAGUCCCGCAGCCACCCGCGCGCGACGCGGAUUCGCAAGGAGAUGUGCAAAACCUUGAACUUAGCCCCGGGACCAUGCUCCAGCGUCAUGAGCAUCUCGCACCGGCGGGCCAGAGCGAUGUGUAGCACGUGAAAUUUUGAUUCGUUUCGUUUUUUUGAAUGUUUUAUCGAUUUUUUUCAUUUUCCGACGUCCUCCGACGCACCCACACAUAUGUAGAGUUUGAAUGUUUAAAAAAUAUACAUAAACUAGCAGA